CUGAUAAGAUCUAAAUCGUCAUGCUCCCCCUUUUUUUUUUUGGUUUUAUGCCAAUGUCUGCAAGUAAUGAUAAGAUAGUCUCAUGGUGAUUUCAAUCUUUUUAAAUAUAAACAACUAUAUAUCAAAAGAACAGUGACCCAUAGAAAGAUCAUUCUUUCUAAACUUAAACGUGGUUUAACUUUUAUGUAUGUAAAGUGGCACAAUUAAUAUUCUGCUCGCUCAACCUCGGCCAAUGGUCAUGGUCACUUCAACAGUUUGUCAAACCUUGUCGUUGAAGAAGGUUGUCAUAAUCAAUUAUUUUCAAUUUGUCGACAAUCAGAUAUACUAAACUUACUUUAUGAGUUUGUCCUCAUUUUUAUAAACAAUAUUUCAUUAUUUCAUAAUAAAAGAGAAGAUGUGCUCUAUGCUGUCUACAGUCUUUCUCUUUCUCCAUCGAGCUUUUGUCUUCUUUGGAACAAAGAAAUAUAAUGAGUUUGAUAUGCUUUAUAUGGAAAUGUUUACACUUUUUUUUAUUAUUAUUUUUAAUUCCACGUGUGCACCAUCUAUAGAUCUAUUGUAGUGUAUAGGCCAUCGAUCAGCGGUUUACGUCGAAAAGAGGGUUAAAGAGAAAAAAAAUUGAUAUAUAUAUAUAUAGACAUGAUCAUGCAACCUAAAUGAUUUCUAGAUUAUCC
Molecule: messenger RNA, 671 nt
Organism: Rhizopus microsporus ATCC 52813
Lineage: Eukaryota; Fungi; Mucoromycota; Mucoromycetes; Mucorales; Rhizopodaceae
Exons: 1
Coding region: 395-559 (54 amino acids)
Source: RefSeq, a predicted model, not a curated record